CGUUCUUUUUUUGAUUUCGGCGUUGCAAUCCCGAAGACACACUUCCUCUCGUCCACGAACCACGCGAGGAAACAAAGAAAAACAAAAACCGAAGCCAACCGAAACCAACCGAAACCACCACGAUGACGCCCAUCGGUUGCGGAAAGGCCUUUCUGGUUCUGGUUCUAGUUCUGCUCCUGGCCUCCCGGGGUCGUUUGGUCCGUGCCCUCUUGCUCGACACCGGAGGCGUGGGUCCGGCGGCGAGCGCGUGUCCUGGGGCCCGGUGGGGACGCCAUAGGCCCCUCCCUUUCCGGGGCAUUCGCGGCACCGGCCACCACCGCGGAACCAUCCAAAGAGCGUCCCUGCUGUGGACCUCCCCGCGGUCGGGGAKCGACGGCGAUUCUUUGGCGGGAGACGGAACAGGAAACGACGGCAACGGCAGCAACGAGAGCAACGGCAACGAGAGCAACAGCGACAACGACCACGACCCCAGCAACGGCGACUCGCGCCUCUUCCGAGACCUCGGGCGGCCGACGGGCAGCGGAGACGAUCCCGCGCAGCAGCGGGCCAUCCUGGACGAGCUGGCCUGGCGUACGCAGAAGGUCCGCCUCGAGGAGCAGAACGACCGGCGGUUCGGGGCCGCCCUGCGCUCGAGGCCCCGGAAGCUCUCCUACAAGGAGGCCGGGAAGUGGGUCCGGGCCAACCUCGGGGCGGACACCCGGGAAGAAUUCGAGGACCUGGUCCUCAACGGGAACCUCCGGACCCCCUACAUCCCCAAGGACCCCGAGCGGUACUACACCGCGAACGGAACCUGGGGCGGAUGGGAGGACUUUUUGCGCGGGGGGUAGGCAGCCCGUGUGGGUCGAAGGGCUGCUGCCCCUUGCUGCUGCGGCCGUUUGGAUUCUUGCAGCAAGAGAGAAGGACGAGACGAGACGAAACGGAUCGGAACGGACCAAAAAAGAAAACGAAUCUGCUACCGACACACCCAUUCGCUAACGGCUCAACGCAUGUGGCUGGGCACGGGAAAUCCCGUUUCCCGGGAAUKGCGGAGGAGCCUUGCCUACCAUACCAGCGGGAAAACACUCGGCUGGAUGAAACAAUGAAACAAACAGCGACGAGAGCAAUACAAUAGUGGCAACACC
Molecule: messenger RNA, 1121 nt
Organism: Pseudo-nitzschia multistriata
Lineage: Eukaryota; Bacillariophyta; Bacillariophyceae; Bacillariales; Bacillariaceae
Source: the annotation of a GenBank genome assembly